This is a messenger RNA of Paramormyrops kingsleyae, 1274 nucleotides long. It is a transcript of the gene ssbp1, whose product is annotated as single-stranded DNA binding protein 1. Gene Ontology annotation, cellular component: mitochondrial nucleoid. Gene Ontology annotation, molecular function: single-stranded DNA binding. Gene Ontology annotation, biological process: positive regulation of helicase activity; mitochondrial DNA replication. The record is from RefSeq and is a predicted model, not a curated record. NCBI's taxonomy places the organism in Eukaryota, Metazoa, Chordata, Actinopteri, Osteoglossiformes, Mormyridae.
ACCUAAUUCUAUAAGUUGCCGGAAUUGUUUUAGUGACGGACCGGAAGCAGCGUGCCGUUACCCGCGGACCUUGCAGCAGUACCACCUUAUCCACAUCUCCACAAACAAGACAGGAUGCUUAGAAUGGCGUCAGCACAGGUGUUCAGGCAGCUGGUGAGACACAUGAACACAGAUGUAAGCCUCAUUCUUGAGAGAUCCAUAAACCGGGUGCAGAUCCUGGGCCGUGUUGGCCAGGACCCACUCAUGCGACAAGUGGAUGGGAGAAACCCAGUCACGAUCUUCUCCGUGGCAACCAAUGAGAUGUGGCGCUCUGGAGAGGGGGAUUCUACGCCUGGAGGUGAUGUCAGUCAAAAAACCACAUGGCAUCGUGUGUCAGUCUUCAAACCAGGCUUACGCGACGUGGCCUAUCAGUACGUGAAGAAAGGGUCUCGGGUGCUAGUGGAGGGAAAGCUGGACUAUGGGGAAUAUGUGGACAAAAACAGUGUCAGGAGACAGGCAACAACCAUCAUCGCAGACAAUAUUAUCUUUUUAAGUGAAAAUCCAAGGGAGAGAAUAUGAACAAAAUAUCCUAACUGUAUGUAGAAUAGUAGAAGGCCAGUGGUUCCUUUGUGUCUUUUUAUUUUUCCAAGCUUGACUGAGGUAGAGAAGGACUGCCAAGAUUUCACCCCUCUAUUUUGGAUAACAAAAGACGCCUUGUUUGCAUGGCACCCUCUAGUGGCAGAGGUCAUGACGCCAUAGCUAAAGACUUCAAUUUCAUAUGUAAUUCUAAUUUUUUAUUGUUCACUUCCCAGCUAUGCACAACUAACACAGUGAAAGGCUGGCUGAAAGCAGCAUGUCAACUCUACUUCUUGGCAACCAAAACUUAUUUGGCCAAGUUUGAUUUCGUUUACUUUCUGAUUUAUUUAAUGAAGUUGUGACUUAGACCACAUAAAACAUUGCUUUAGGUGAAAUAGCUCAGUAUAUUAGUAAGCUUUUUGUUAUUUUAAAAAUCAAAAACGGACCUAUUCUGCUGUGAAGAUAUUUGUCUGAGUGUCAGUCCCUUUAAAUAUCUGUAACUUCUAAACUGGGUUGAUAAUCAGAAUUUUGCAUCGUCAUUCCCCGGGAGAAAAACACUUGAGCACUUAAUUUAUGGCCGAAUCGAGUGUGUUGUACUGUAAACCAGCGCCGAACUGAUUUGACACGUUGCCCAAGCAGUUUAAAUACUAGAAUGUAAAGCUUCAUAUAGCAUAUGUAACUCCCAGUUUUGAAUAAACGCAUUUUGAUAAGCAACUCAA